Micropterus salmoides (largemouth bass) is the source of this 1036-nucleotide messenger RNA. RefSeq names its product immunoglobulin lambda-1 light chain-like. The transcript is spliced from 4 exons. Lineage: Eukaryota; Metazoa; Chordata; Actinopteri; Centrarchiformes; Centrarchidae. Bases 106 to 840 code for a protein of 244 amino acids. The record is from RefSeq and is a predicted model, not a curated record.
AUUGCUCCUCCAGCACCUCCUCUCCUCAUCCUCCAAACCCUCUAAUCUGUCAGCAGUAAGCUCACUUUCCAAGUUACAAGGCCAUUCUCAGCACACACUGACACCAUGCUGGGGACCCUCUGCACUCUCAUCACUGCUCUAACAUGUGUGAGUGGUGUGACGGUGGUGACACAGAAGCCUCCUGUUGUGACGCUGAGGAAAGGAGAGACAGUCACCAUGGACUGUAACCUGGGGAUUGUUACUAACGAUGCUGCUCGCUGGUAUAAACAGAUUCCUGGAGGAGUUCCUCAGUAUGUAGUGAGGUUUUAUCACAGCUGGAGCUCUCCAGAAUAUGGCUCUGGUUUCUCUUCACCCAAGUUCACAUCUACUCAUCAGUCUCAAUCAGAUUAUCGUUUGAUCAUCAACAACGUGGAGGAGGGAGACUCAGCAGUCUAUUACUGUAAAACAUGGGACAGCUCUGUGAAAGAGUACGCAUUUGGACAAGGCACCAAGCUGAUUGUGACAAGCUCCAGCCUCCCUCCUCCUGUCCUGACAGUCUUCCCUCCGUCCAGUGCUGAGCUCCAAUCCAGCAAAGCCACUCUGGUCUGUCUGUCCAUUUUGCCCAGUGAGUCUAAGGGUUUUGCAGAUGUGAGCUGGUUGGCUGCUGGGAGUCCAGUGAGCAGUGGGAUCUCUACCAGCACCGCUGUUCAGCAACCAGACAAGACUUUCCAAAUCGGCAGCUAUCUGGCCAUCCAGACGUCAGACUGGAACAUGGAUAAGGUUUACACAUGUAAAGUGUCUUUGGGCUCCCAGACUUCAGAGAAAAACAUCAACAAGUCAGACUGUCCCACUGAAGAAUAGUAGAGGAGCAGAAUGACCAUUUCAAACCUGCUUCUUUACUGUUUGUGCUGUUGGCUCAUUACAAGGUUUACAUGUUAGAAAAGAUGUGUCUGCAUGCUUGUAAUAAAUGUUGUGACAGUUAGGUGGAGACGUUGUAUCAGCUUUGCAAUUGCUGCUUUUUCAAAACUCAUUCAAUAAAAUACUGUUACCCAAAACA